Messenger RNA from Atta colombica, 2261 nucleotides. Its product is annotated as prolactin regulatory element-binding protein. Gene Ontology annotation, cellular component: endoplasmic reticulum membrane. Gene Ontology annotation, molecular function: GTPase activator activity; guanyl-nucleotide exchange factor activity; protein binding. The transcript has 4 exons. The record is from RefSeq and is a predicted model, not a curated record. Bases 252 to 1556 code for a protein of 434 amino acids. Gene Ontology annotation, biological process: protein secretion. NCBI's taxonomy places the organism in Eukaryota, Metazoa, Arthropoda, Insecta, Hymenoptera, Formicidae.
UGUCGCGCAAAGCGCAAAGUCUACGGAUCGCUCGUUGUCAUCUGUGUCUUAUGGUGGUGACACGUGAACCGCGUGGCCCUAUUUAAAAGGCCGUUCUGAAGUGACGAUGGAACGCGGACGUCGUACGCGCGAUCUAUUCGACUAGUGCUGAUCCCCGAUCACUAGAUCCCUCGGCGAAGCUGUCCGUACACCUGACACUUCUGACGCAAGAGCAACUGGAAGAUUAUUAGAUAGGCGAUAUUUGCCGCGUCAUGCCCUCCAGAAGAAACAAAGGCGGCCUCCUGGCCAGGGUGAAUUUCCCUCUUUACACUCUGCAGAUGCUUACUAGCAGGCACAUCCUGGUGGGAGGCGGAGGCGGCUCCUCCAAGACUGGCAUUGCCAAUGGAUUUGAAAUUUUCGAAUUGUCACACAACGGAAUACAUUUUGUUGCUGAAGAAGUGACCAGGCAUGAGACGGGUCCCAGCGUAGUCAUGAAUUGUGCCUCACAUAAUAAUGGCAAAAAGACAUGGAUAGUUGCUGGCCAAGAGAGCCAUUGUCAAUUGUACAAUGUAAAUCCCAAGGUGGUGACUUCGGAGAAUGGAGAAUUGAUCAAAGGACCGACAGCAAUGGCUAAUAAGGAUGGUCUUAGACACAGAAGAAACAGUGAAAAAGUCGAAGAUGUUCACUCACCAAUGGAGAGGAUAAAAGAAGAAAUUAAAGACGACAAUUCGAAUGUCAAGAGCAAGAAACUUCAGUUAAUACUCAAGCCUGCUGAUAGUGUGCAGACAGCUUUCGGAAACGGUGAACCUUUACAAAGAGUGGUCAGGGUGAAUUUGCAAGGAACAAUUAUGGCCACAGGUAGCACAGAUGGUAGAGUUAGAUUAUGGAAGUUCCCGCAGUUACAUAAAUUGUACGAUCUUGACGCGCACGGGAAGGAAAUAGAUGACUUAGAUUUUAGUCCGGACGGUAAUCUGUUGGUGAGCAUCGCUAAAGACGGAAAGGCCUUCUUGUGGAAUCUCAACACUGGCACAAGGAAUAAAGAGCUCACUUGGACAAUGCUGGAUGGCGUGAAAUACAUGUACAAAAGAUGCCGAUUCAGAAAAUUGGCAGAGAAUAAAACAAAGCUCGAUCUAUUCGUACUUUCCAACGCCGUUGCGGCGAAAAAUCCUAGUUUCCUUCAGUUGUGGGACGUCCAUACUGGAGCCAUCACCAAAUCCGCUUCUUACAAGGAAGCAUUGUCAGCACUAGCCGUUUCUGAUGAUGGUAAAUUCGUGGCCGUCGGCACAAUGUUCUCCGGCAGCGUUGAUAUAUUCGUGGCAUUCAGUUUGAGGAAAGCACUCCAUGUUCCUGGAGCGCAUAGCAUGUUUGUUACCGGUCUAGAAUUCUUACCAACAAAACUAGAUGGCCCCGCGAUUACCAGUAACACGGAAACCGCAGUUGUCAGUAUCUCCGUGGAUAACAGGAUUUGUAUACAUAGUAUACCAUUUAGACACACACUGCCAUUCUGGUUUGUCAUUAUAUUGAUAGUCUUAUGCAUAUGUGGCGCGUUUAUCUUCUGCAGUUAUCUUGGUAUAUGACCCACAAAAUAUGCGACCGAGCCAAUAAAGCAAGACAUUAUUUUUUCUUAAUUAUAUAUUUCCUAAUUAUAUAUUAGACCGAUAAUUGUCCUCGCGUAUGAGAGAUCAAAAUAAACGCAACGCACGAUUACUCAUGAAUAGUGGCUGCUCAAAAACAUUACAUAAACAGUCAUAGGAUUAAAGAAGGUAUAAAAGAAGGUGCUGACCGGCAUCUCGUCCGACACGUAUGAUAUAAUUAGUUUACGAAACAACGUACACGUAACUGUGAAUAUGCACAGUGUUAGCGUAAGAGAUAUUCUCGGUUCAUUUAGCGGUUACCAUUCGAUCUUGAUAGUAGAAUUUAUCGGAUAGAGUAUACAAACAGAUUUUUUCAGAAAGCGUUUGCGCGACUUAGAUAUAGACGUGACGUCAGUCGGGGUGCUACUGUGAUAAAUAAAUGUUGGAGUGCUUCCAACAAAUCGGAGCUGCACCAAUAUCACACAUUGAUGUACAUAUAGAUAUUAUGUUUUAUCAAUUUUUAGCGCAAAAGGAAGGGAUUUAACAGCGCGAUUAUUUCUCUUCCGCACGAGUACGCUUAAAUGAUUUCAUUAAUGGCAAGUAAUUCGAGACAUGCGUUUCUCGUACUUAUAGCGAACGAUAUUCUUUAUCUUUUUCGUAUCAUAGACGAAAAUUCAUAAUGCAUUUAUGUGCUGUAUCAUGUAUAUU